CACUUAAAUAAUUAUUAAUUUAUAAAAAUAAUAAUAAAAUAGUGUUAAAGUUAGUUGAAACGUUAGUGUGUGUAUGCGUGUUUACCAACGCAUUACAUGUGCAUAAGUGUGUGCUGCAUACAAAUACAAAUACCAGUGAUAUAAGCAUAGUACAAAACAGCUCGAAUACAAUACACGAUUCCAAUCUGCCGCCGCAGACAAAGGAUAGUUAAGAAACGCAAAUACAGUCACGACUCGACGAUGUCAACCGGAAGACCCAUAAAAUGUGUCGUCGUUGGUGACGGUACCGUCGGAAAGACUUGCAUGCUAAUCUCCUACACAACAGACAGUUUUCCCGGUGAAUAUGUGCCUACAGUCUUCGAUAACUACUCCGCACCCAUGCAAGUGGAUACAAUACAAGUGUCACUCGGCCUAUGGGAUACAGCCGGUCAAGAGGACUAUGAUCGGUUGAGGCCGCUCUCCUAUCCACAGACAGAUGUCUUCCUGAUAUGCUACAGCGUUGCGAGCCCCUCAUCGUUCGAAAAUGUCACCUCCAAAUGGUAUCCAGAGAUCAAGCAUCAUUGCCCAGACGCGCCCAUCAUAUUAGUGGGCACCAAAAUCGAUUUGCGUGACGAUCGCGAGACAUUGAGCGGCCUGGCCGAGCAGGGGUUGACGCCGCUUAAGCGCGAACAAGGCCAGAAGCUUGCGAACAAAAUACGCGCUGUGAAAUACAUGGAGUGCUCCGCCCUGACACAGCGCGGACUCAAGCAAGUGUUCGAGGAGGCGGUGCGCGCGGUGCUGAAGCCGGAGCCGUUAAAGCGACGCCAGCGAAAGUGUUUAGUUAUGUAAAUAAGCAGCGGAAAUCGGCAUCAGAGAAUACUCAGAACCAGCAGAGAGAACAAACACACAGAUAAAAUGGAACGCCCUUACGUAUCUCUACCUAAGCGUGAACAAAUCAACAACAAAUCACAACUUGCGCACUUGAUUCAUUGAGCAUUAUCAUUUUUUUACUCUGUAAUUUUGAAUAUGUAUAAGUUUAAAUAUUAUUUGCAUAAUUCACUGAGAACCGCAUGGCACAAAAGAAAACACAAUACGACUCCCUCCCAUUAGAAAACUAAAAGUAAUUAACAUAAAAAAAGCAGCAGCACUUAAACCAUAAUUCAAAAGCAGCUACACCCAUAUUGAAAUCUAGUCAAUUGAAUCGAAUGUAUUGUACUAAUUUUAAUCAAGAGCAGCAGCAAAUAACUAAAAGAAAAAACCAGAAACCAACGAAACAUUGGUUUCGCAUAUCAGUGCUAAAGUAUAGAGAACAAUAUCUAAGCAAUUCCUAAUUUGUUUAUUAAAUGUAUUAUAAUUAUAAUGUAGCCCAGGCGUUUCCUAAUUUUCAACAAUAGCCAAAACACUUGACGAUGAGCUCUUAGAGAAAACAAAAAAAAACAAAUAUAAUUAAAUAAAACGCGUUUAUACAUUAGCUAAGACUUUUUUUCAAAUUACUUGUAAUAAUCUCAAUUAACUGACGCUCAUUUGAAAUUGUCUUUUCAAAUUGUAACAACUGUUGUUUCUUAUUUUAUAAUAACUUAUUUAUUGUCCCUAACUUUAAUAUUGAAAUGUAAAAAAAAACUUUUACGGCUUAAGUAUAGCGAAAAGUGUAUAUGGAAAACGGAUAUGGAAAUGGCAUGGCAAAACUGCAUUUAAAUGUGACUUGACUCGAAUCAAAAAAAAAAAAAAAAAAA
Molecule: messenger RNA, 1712 nt
Organism: Drosophila virilis
Lineage: Eukaryota; Metazoa; Arthropoda; Insecta; Diptera; Drosophilidae
Gene: Mtl
Product: Rac family small GTPase Mtl
Biological process (GO): small GTPase-mediated signal transduction
Molecular function (GO): GTPase activity; GTP binding
Source: RefSeq, a predicted model, not a curated record